Molecule: messenger RNA, 741 nt
Organism: Callorhinus ursinus (northern fur seal)
Lineage: Eukaryota; Metazoa; Chordata; Mammalia; Carnivora; Otariidae
Source: RefSeq, a predicted model, not a curated record
AUGAAGAUUCUACUGUUGUCUCUUGUACUGGUUCUGGUUUGUGAUGCCCAGCUACCCUUAAUUCAUGAAUUGAGACAGCUUCCAGGACAAUGGAAGACGAUGUAUUUGGCAGCCACCAACUUUGACAAGAUCAGUUAGAAUAGUCCAUUCAGGGGUUAUAUGAGACAUAUCGAUGUGGACAUAGCAAGAAGGAAAAUCUUAUUCAAUUUUUUUUAUCAACUGACUUUACAUGUGGCCCCUCAUUUUGCAGUCAGGUUUACUGAAAUGCCAUGCACGUGUGAUCAAAGGCAUCCACGUGAAGGCAUAGUUCAGGUUGAUGGAGAAUGCACAGAUAAAUCUGUCAUGGGAACAGUACGACAAAACAACGCUAUCAGUGCUGAUUAUGAGGGGAAAAAUGAUUUCCAAAUUGUCGAUAUAACCCCAAGUACUAUGCUAGGCUAUGAUGUCAAUGUGGAUGAAGAAGGGAACACCACAGAAAUAGUUCUAUUGACUGGCAGAGGACAUCAUGUUGAUGAGGAAACGGUUGAAAAAUUCAAGGAGUUGACUAGACAAAAGAAUAUUCCAGAAGAAAAUAUUGUAAAGGUCCUUGAUCCUGGUCACGCCACACUUCCACCUGCGUACAAACUAUCCAUCCUGCUUGAGUGGACUGAAUACCUCAUUUACCCUUUGCCUGUCGGCACCAUGUUCUUCCGUGCCGUGAGCAAUGCAUUCUUCAUGUCUCUUGUGGUAUCUUACGCGUAG